UCCUCUGAGGGCGCACUAAGCGUCACAGAGCGCAGCAACCAGCUCGACUCUGAACCAGUUACUUUCCGUCGAAAGCGGACUAAACUUUAACACAAAGUCACUUUUACUUUCCCUUUUUUAAAAAAAAAAACAUUUCUGGACCAUCUGCGGAAUCAGCAGUGUUUUACUUUUGUGUUUCUGUGCCACGGCAUUUCGUCUGUUUGUGGAGUUUAAGGCAGGACCGGAAGUGAACAGGUGUCUAUACACCAGGUGUUGAUACACCUGUUAAGAAUCGACUCACCAACCAGAAGUAUGAUUUGAAACGUAAACAUGCGAACAAUAUUCACUUUGUACGACAUAAUGCGGGAUAUUCGAGUCGAACCGUGAAGCAACAUGCGUUUGUGAGCUCGGGCAUCUUUACGCGUUGUAAUCUUCACCAAGAUAAGGAGCUUAAAAAAAGGGGUUCUUAUGGGGAAUCAAGUGGAAAAACUGACCCAUUUAAGUUACGACGAAGUUCCUACAGUCGACCCGAAUGGUUACGAGGAUGACGACGGUCCGCGGAUCGGAGUCUCGUAUAUUUUCUCCAACGACGGCGAGGAGGAGGAAGAGGAAGAGGAACACCCUGAAGAGAAAGGUGAUGAAGAAGUGCGCGACAUGGAGUGCGCGGUGUAUUACCGAGAUGAGUGUGUUUACGAGCGGAAGAACACAGACAUGGGAUCUUUAGAAUCGUGUGAGAACUUGCUGAACAGAUGUAAACCAGGUGACUUGGUGGAGUUCAUGGCAGCUGGUCAGUAUCCUCACUGGGUGGUUUGUACAGGAGACUUUCAGGUGGUCCACUUGCACAGGAGUGAGAUUAAAAUGGAUCACCUGUCCCACGCUGCUCAGGGCAAACGGGGACGGAUCGUGAACGACUUGUACAAAUUCCGUGCCUUGAAUCCUGAUGUAGUCGUAAAGAACGCGCUUGAUCAAAUGGGGAUGAAGGAGAGCAGCGUGUGUUGGAGGAACUCGGAGUGUUUUGCUGCAUGGUGCAGGUUUGGUAGACGGGAAUUUAAAACGGGUGGAGAGCUGCGCAUAGGCAAGCAGCCUUACAGGAUGAAAUUACAGCUCUCUGAAAAGAAGAGCCACGACCUGGAGUUUCAGAGUCUGGAGGAUUUGAUCAUGGAAAAGCGCAGGAACGAUCAGAUCGGUAGAGACGCCGUGAUCCAAGAACUGGCGAAUCAUCUCAACUCUAGUGAAGAAGUCAACAGCGAUUGCAGUUGUGAUUGAUUUGAUUCGUAAAAUACUUUUUUUUUUUUGAUAUAUGGACAGAUUUAUAUAGAUGACCAAGCUUUAAAGUAUCUGUGAGCAGUUUAUCCUAAAGUUAUAACCAUGUCUCAUGAUUGAUUGCAAUAUCCUUUAGGAUUCACACACGGCAUCUUGUGUACAACGUUAUUAAUUGUUUGCAUAUGUUGGCUAUUUAGAAUAUAGAGAUAAGACGGAAGUUUGAACAGGAGCAAUAUGGACAACAUUUUUGUAAAUCCGACAUGUCAUUUACACUGAUGAUGCAUUAAUCACUCAGAAUGCCAGCGAUGUUCUCGUCCCUGCCCUGCAGUGAUUCACCAAAGUUAAGGUUUCCUGUAAAGUCCUGAUUUAUCAUCUUGUUUUAUGUGUUGGUCUUAUCUCCGUGGGCACAGCCACAGCACAUUUCAAUGGAUCAGUAAAACAUUUGUUUACAUUCACUGCAUUACUACAUUAAUCAUAGUCAUGUUCUUCGAGAUCAGUGAUUAUAAAUAGGAUACAUGAUUUUGCGAUAAACUUGCUUUAUAUAAUACACUAUAACUUGUGCUACAAUAACAGCAAUGUAUUUUUGUUUUCAUGAUUAGUUUGUUGUUAAACCAAACCAUCCAUUCAGCUAAAAUAUGUAAGCUCCCUGUUGCGAUCUCGGUCAUGCCUAAAGUGACCUGUGUACUUUUUUUUUUUACAAUGGAAAUAAAUUAUAUUUGGAAUAA
This is a messenger RNA of Tachysurus fulvidraco (yellow catfish), 1967 nucleotides long. RefSeq names its product LRAT domain containing 2b (gene lratd2b). The coding region runs from base 448 to 1245 and encodes 265 amino acids. The record is from RefSeq and is a predicted model, not a curated record. The transcript has a single exon. NCBI's taxonomy places the organism in Eukaryota, Metazoa, Chordata, Actinopteri, Siluriformes, Bagridae.